UAGGAUUUCGAGCCACACACAAGAUCACGCGAAAUCUGGAGCGCGCUGCCCGCAGCCGGACGGCAAAUCCAUCGCAGGACGCUCUCUGACCCAUUCCCACGGCGACAGCGGCGUGAGACGACGCACAGAGCAGCCCGAGUGAUUUGGGCAGCCACCACGAUAAAAUGCGCGGCGGCUCGGGCCUCGCACUAGCCUACGUGCUCGGCCUGUUCGCGCUCGCCGCGACGCGCCGCAGGGAAGGGCUGCAGCGCGUCCUUGUGAGGGCCAAAUUGCUGCUGCCGCCGGCGGAUGCCGAUUGGGGCCCGUGCGCGCGGCACGUGCCCUUCGCCGAGGGCGUCUCGCUGGCCAAUGGCGACGCGCUGCGGGGCUGCGCCGGCGAGUGCGCCGUUGGGACUUGCGAGCCGUCGCUGUUGCGGCUGACGGCGCAGGGCGCUUUAGUUUUGCAUCGCGGCGCGGACGCGACGGCGCCCGUCGCCUGGAAGCUCGCGACGGAGCCGUGGUGGCGGCGCUUCGGGCCGCCCAAGCCCUACCGCGCCACUAUCAAUGGUGGAGCCGUCGAGCUGUAUAGCCAAGGCGCGUUGCGAAAGACGGCGCCGCUCGCGCAGCUUCAUGCACUAUCGGAGGCGAUCGGCUACGACGCCCCACCACAAUCAGCAGUAACCGAAAUCUAAAUAACACACCUAGUUUUUUACGACCAAGAACUAGAUCUGC
This is a messenger RNA of Pelagomonas calceolata, 711 nucleotides long. NCBI's taxonomy places the organism in Eukaryota, Pelagophyceae, Pelagomonadales, Pelagomonadaceae. The record is from the annotation of a GenBank genome assembly.